Messenger RNA from Solanum pennellii, 597 nucleotides. RefSeq lists its product as uncharacterized. The record is from RefSeq and is a predicted model, not a curated record. The coding region runs from base 1 to 597 and encodes 198 amino acids. The transcript has a single exon. NCBI's taxonomy places the organism in Eukaryota, Viridiplantae, Streptophyta, Magnoliopsida, Solanales, Solanaceae.
AUGAAAAUAUGGAACAGAGCUGCAGUAGCUAAAUUAUGUUGGGAUUUAGCUAACAAAGACGACAAAUUGUGGAUCAAAUGGAUACAUGCAUAUUAUAUAAAGGGGCAGAGGGAAUGGAAUAUGAGCAACCAUGCAAGCUGGAUGGUAAAGAAAGUAAUGAAUGCAAAGGUAAUAGUUGAUCAAGUUCAGCAAGUUAAAAACAAAGGGAAAGGGGUACUCAGGCAUAUAUACUACCACAUGAAAGGAGUGCAACAAAGGCCAGCAUGGACAUGUCUUAUGUUAAGCAAUGCAGCUAGACCUAAAGCUUAUAUCACAAUGUGGAUUAUGAUGAAUCAAAUUCUAGCAACAGUUGACAGAUUAACUCAUUGGGGAAUUGUAGUAGAUAAGGUCUGUGUGCUAUGCAAGAAUACUGAAGAGAAUAUAGAGCAUUUGUUUUUACAAUGUCAGUUUGCUAGGAAGCUGUGGGAGAGAUUAUUAGAAUGGAUAGAUCAACAAGUUACUGUUCCAUUGUCAAUGGGAGCAGUUUCUGCAAUGGUGUACUCAACAUGGGAAGGGGAAGAGCUCAACAGCACAAAUGUUCAAGACAGUUUUGACUGA